GAUAUAAGCUUUCUAAAGAUACUGAGUAAGAUGGAUUUGAGUGACUUAUUUAGUACAAAUACACUUUGUCGGGAGCGACAGUUUACUUCUGACCCUGGCAGUUUAGAUUUACCUACAGCUCAUGUUUUUCUGGAUGAUACUUGCAUCGGUGAUGCACAUUUUAUGUUGCCUCCUUCACCUGAUGAUGAUUUUAAUGACAGUGAAUUAUCAGCAGAUGAUGAUGAACUAAAUAUAGACAUAGUUGAAAUGUCAUUACCUGCUCGAGCUGCAGAACAAGCUGAGCAUUUAGUCCGGAAAGUACUUGAAGAAGCCGAGCAAGCUGAACAUCUUGUCAGAAAAGUCUGGGAAGAGGCAUGGAAAGUUUGUCACUUUAGUUCUUUGCCUAAAUGGUUACAGGAUAAUGAUUUUUUGCUUCGAGGACACCGACCCCCACUUCCAUCUUUUAAUGCAUGCUUCAGAUCAAUAUUUAGGAUUCAUACUGAAACUGGAAAUAUUUGGACUCAUCUGUUAGGCUGUAUAUCCUUCAUAGCUAUUGCACUCUAUUUCCUCACUCGUCCAUCCAAUCAAAUUCAGUGGCAAGAAAAAAUAGUAUUUGCAACAUUUUUUGCGGGUGCCAUUGCUUGCUUGGGCAUGUCAUUCACUUUUCAUACAGUUCACUGUCAUUCUGAAAAAGUUGGAAAGUUGUUUAGCAAAUUAGAUUAUUGUGGAAUUGCUUUUCUAAUCAUUGGCUCAUUUGUACCAUGGCUGUAUUAUGGAUUCUAUUGCAACUUUCAACCAAAACUUAUCUACUUGGUUCUUGUGAUUGUGUUAGGAACUGCUGCCAUUAUAGUCUCAUUAUAUGAUAAGUUUAGUGAACCACGUUUUCGUUCUGUUAGAGCAGGUGUCUUCAUGGGAUUUGGUUUAAGCGGUGUUGUACCUGCUGUUCAUUAUUUAAUUGCUGAAGGUUGGUUUCGAGCAGUAUAUCAGGCAUCUUUUGGUUGGCUGUGUCUUAUGGGCACACUAUAUAUCAUAGGAGCUCUAUUUUAUGCUCUCCGUGUUCCUGAACGUUUUUUUCCAGGCAAAUGUGACAUUUGGUUCCAUAGCCAUCAAAUAUUUCAUAUUUUAGUUAUUGCUGCUGCUUGUGUACACUAUCACGGAAUUACCGAAAUGGCUAUGUAUCGUUUAACAAUGGGCGAUUGUGCUGAAGAACCACCAGAAUAUUUUUCUCUGUAUUGACAACGAUUUCUGUUUUGUUAUUUUAAAGGAAAUAAAUGAUAUUUUUUGUUAAUAGGAUAGACCUAUUUUUACAAAGCAUUCAGAUAUUUUGUUUCACAUCACAGUGCUUUUAUUUAAAAUCAGAUUUUGAGAGCUGUAAGUCAAUUUUUGUAAAAUUUGCUGUUUGCUGUGAUUGAAACAUGUAGCUUGUCAUGUUUCUGCCUUAAGAAAUGUGUGAUUUACAUCACACAAAAUAGGAAAUUCUGAAAACGUAACCAGAAUGUGACCCCCAAAUAUGUAAUAAAGUAUGUUUCUAUGUUAUAUGUUAGUUGAAACUUUUAUGAAUGUUUUUGAUGAAUAAUAAAUUGUUGUGA
Molecule: messenger RNA, 1568 nt
Organism: Uloborus diversus
Lineage: Eukaryota; Metazoa; Arthropoda; Arachnida; Araneae; Uloboridae
Product: adiponectin receptor protein-like
Exons: 7
Coding region: 31-1215 (394 amino acids)
Biological process (GO): adiponectin-activated signaling pathway
Cellular component (GO): plasma membrane
Molecular function (GO): signaling receptor activity
Source: RefSeq, a predicted model, not a curated record